Molecule: messenger RNA, 2007 nt
Organism: Pleurotus ostreatus (oyster mushroom)
Lineage: Eukaryota; Fungi; Basidiomycota; Agaricomycetes; Agaricales; Pleurotaceae
Exons: 8
Coding region: 1-2007 (668 amino acids)
Biological process (GO): carbohydrate metabolic process
Source: RefSeq, a predicted model, not a curated record
AUGCGUCGCACUAUUGCUUGUCUGGCUGCCAUCUUAUCCUGCGCUCCCCUGACCUAUGGGAGAGCGCCUUUUGGUCCUUGGGACACGUUCAACUAUGCCCCGCCGUCGAAGACGGUCUUUCCCCGAUCGAUUCGCUCUAUCGUAGGUGAUGUAUCGCAAGCGGGACAUCUCGUUACCCAUGGAAAGGGAGGUGCUACCUUCCAUGGCAAUGGUUCCUAUGUUGUACUUGAUUGGCUGCAGGAGUACGGGGGACGUUUGUCGCUGCAUAUAGACAAAGCGACGCCCCAAUCCGCACUUUCCCUCUCUUUCAGCGAAUCCCCUCAGUUCAUUAGUCCCCUUCGCUCCGAUGACUCUUGCCAUUCCAUACCGACUAUGGAUGGCGACGGCGUUCAAUCUUUACCUCAACCUCUUACUGCAGGCCGAUUUACCCAAACUAUAGGACAGCAGAGAGGAGGUUUCCGCUAUCUCACCAUUGUCUCCAACUCUGAUGCGCCUGUGACUAUUUCUGACAUAUCCCUAAGCAUCACCUUCAUGCCACAUUUCGACGAUCUGAGGGACUAUUCUGGGUACUUCUCUGCAGAGGAUCCAUCAUUCCACGACAAAGAUUUCCUCACGAAGUUGUGGUACGCGGGAGCGUAUACGGUACAGACGAAUACUUUCGACGUCAAUGAAGCUCGCCAACAACCUUGCCCAGCUCAGGGAUGGGCGAACAAUGCGUCAGCUGGCCCCGUCGAAGGGCCCGUGCUAGUAGACGGUGCUAAGAGAGACAGAAAUAUAUGGCCAGGGGAUAUGGGGAUAUCCACGCAUACGGAAUUCGUCUCGACGAACGAUAUGUUACCUACCAAGAACUCUCUCUUGGUGAUGUUUUCGACCCAAGAUCCUUCAACCGGUGCUUUGCAAUAUUCCGGCCCGCCAAUCAAUGCACAUGGGAGUGCGACGUACAUUGCCUGGUCCCUUAUCGGCACGCACAGUUACUUCCUGUACACCGGGGACCUGGACUUAGUGAAGACUGUUUGGGCAAAUUACACAAAGGCCUUGGAUUUCUUGCAGAGUCAUGUCGACGAACUAGGGCUUAUGAAUGUCCCUGUCGAAUUUCAGAACGAUUGGGGAAGGGAUGGAGGCUCAGGACAUAAUUCCGCGAUGAAUGCUCUCCUUUACCAAACUCUAGUCACAGGCGCCGAUUUAGCUUCCCAUCUAGGCGACGAGCAACUCUCUGCCAGCUUCUUACAAAACAGUACCGCCAUCAAGGCGGCAUUCAACCGCGUGCUCUGGGAUUCAGAAGCAGGCAUGUUUCGCGAUAACGAAACCAGUACCCUCUUCCCACAAGAUGGCAACUCGCUUGCAGUUCUGUACAAUGUCACCGAAACCGAGGAACAGAACCAAGCCAUCAGCAGUGGCCUGACACAAUUCUGGACCGAUAUAGGGCCGGUAAGUCCGGAGCUCGAUGACACGAUUAUCCCAUUUGUAGGUGGAUUUGAGGUGCAAGCACACUUCGUCGCAGGACAAGGCGAACGAGGACUGGAUCUCCUUCGUAAAGAGUGGGGGUAUAUGCUUUACACCAACCUCAGCGUCCAAUCUACCUUACUCGAGGGCUUCACCAAGAACGGCUCUCUCGGAUAUCGCAGCGCCGCCGGAUACAACUUCGACCACUCUUACACCAGCCAUGCCCACGGCUGGGCCACGGGUCCCACUCCUGCGCUCACUUUCUUUAUUCUCGGACUGACGAUCACCUCGCCCAAAGGUGCCACUUGGUCAGUUGCGCCUGUGCUCGGCGACCUUAAGGCUGCUGAAGGGGGUUUCGAGACCGCAUUGGGGUGGUUUGGCGUCAAGUGGACACUGAGGAACCGUGUAUUUGUCCUCCAGAUAUCGACACCUAGGGGCACGAACGGUAAAGUGAGGCUUCCCGGGUUGGGAAAGGUAGAGUUCAACGGAGUAAUGCACGAUGGGCUGCAGGAGAUGAGAUUGGAUGGCGGGGACCACACUUUCACUCAGAAUUUGGGCAACUAA